Molecule: messenger RNA, 5727 nt
Organism: Ipomoea triloba (trilobed morning glory)
Lineage: Eukaryota; Viridiplantae; Streptophyta; Magnoliopsida; Solanales; Convolvulaceae
Product: probable leucine-rich repeat receptor-like protein kinase At1g35710
Exons: 9
Coding region: 60-4262 (1400 amino acids)
Biological process (GO): hormone-mediated signaling pathway; protein phosphorylation
Cellular component (GO): plasma membrane
Molecular function (GO): ATP binding; protein kinase activity; protein binding
Source: RefSeq, a predicted model, not a curated record
ACAUUAACUAAUCUUCAUUUCACCGUAAUUUGUACUUUUGUGUCAUCAAUCCUUUCCCAAUGACAAAUCCCCAUUAUAUAAUACUCCUACUUCUUAUUACGCACCUCUUUCCCUUUCUUCCAGUUUCUGCUUCCCAUUUCAAUGCCACAAACACCCAUUCAUUGUUGCCUACAAAAUAUUUGCAAAAAGCAAAUGAAGUGGCUUCUCUGUUGACAUGGAAGUCCAGCCUUGACCUCAAAAGCCAAAAACUAUUGUCAUCGUGGGUGGUUGGUGGUAGCCACUGCAAUUGGAAUGGAAUUCACUGUAGUGCAGAUGAAAGCAUUACAGGCUUGAACCUUACUGGUUACGGCUUACGAGGUACGCUUAAGGAUUUAAACUUUUCGUCCUUGAGCUUUUUAGAAAUAAUUGAUCUUUCUAACAACUCUUUCCAUGGUUACAUUUCUUUUAUUAAAGAAAUGGCAAAUUUACAAAAUUUAAAAACCCUUUAUCUUUGCAAAAAUCAAUUUUUAGACUACAUCCCUCAAGAAAUUGGGUUGUUAGUAUCACUUGUAGAGUUGGUGUUGUAUCAAAACACUCUCACGGGCCAAAUUCCCACUUCGAUUGGGAACUUGCAAAACUUAAAAUUGUUAGAUAUUUCCAACAACAAUCUUUCAAGACAAAUCCCACCACAAAUUGGGUUGUUAAAAUCACUUAUAGAAUUGGAUCUUUCAUCAAAUGCUCUGACGGGUAAAAUUCCUCCCGAAAUAGGGAAUUUGUCAAUGUUGACAAAUUUAUCCCUAUUUCAAAAUCAACUCUAUGGACCCAUCCCUAAAGAGAUAGGGAAAUUGAGAUCUCUUCAAAGCUUAAGGUUGGACUCAAAUAACCUUAGUGGCAAAAUUCCCACCACAAUUGGAAAUUUAAAAAGGUUGAAAUGGUUGAAUCUUAAACACAACAAUCUAUCAGGUCAUAUUCCUGGAGAAAUUUGGUUGUUAAUUUCACUUGUAGAGAUGGAUUUCCGAUCAAAUGCUCUCACAGGUCAUAUUCCUACUUCAAUUGAAAACUUGAGGAAUUUGACUAUAUUUUAUCUUGAUGAGAAUCAAUUUUCUGGCAAUAUUCCUCAAGAAAUAGGGAACUUGUCACAAUUGGUAUAUUUAUCUUUACUUGGAAAUAAACUCUAUGGAUCGAUCCCUAAGGAGUUAGGAAAAUUGGCAUCUCUUCAAGGGUUAUGGUUGUACUCAAAUAACUUUAGUGGUCAAAUCCCUCAAGAAAUUGGGUUGUUAAAAUCACUUGUAGAGUUAGAUCUUUCAUCAAAUGCUCUCACGGGUCAAAUUCCUCUAGAAUUAGGGAACUUGUCAAUGUUGGUAAAUUUAUCCCUAUUGCAAAAUCAACUCUAUGGAUCUAUCCCUAAAGAGAUAGGAAAAUUGAGAUCUCUUCAAAGUUUAAGGUUGGACUCAAAUAACCUUAGUGGCCAAAUUCCCACCACAAUUGGAAAUUUAAAAAGGUUGAAAUGGUUGAGUCUUAAACACAACAAUCUAUCAGGUCAUAUUCCUCGAGAAAUUUGGUUGUUAAUUUCACUUGUAGAGAUGGAUUUCCGAUCAAACGCUCUCACAGGUCAUAUUCCUACUUCAAUUGAAAACUUGAGGAAUUUGACUAUCUUUUAUCUUGAUGAGAAUCAAUUUUUUGGCAAUAUCCCUCAAGAAAUAGGGAGCUUGUCAAAAUUGGUAUAUUUAUCUUUACUUGGGAAUAAGCUCUAUGGAUUGAUUCCUAUGGAGUUAGGAAAAUUGACAGCUCUUCAAGGGUUAUGGUUGUACUCAAAUAAUCUUAGUGGCCAAAUCCCUCAACAAAUUGGGUUGUUAAGAUCACUUGUAGAGUUAGAUCUUUCAUCAAAUGCUCUGAAGUGUCAAAUUCCUAGAGAAAUAGGGAACUUGCAGAACUUAAAAGUGUUGUCCCUAAGCAACAACAAUCUAUCAGGGCAGAUCCCUCAUGAAAUUGGGUUGCUAAAAUACCUUGUGCAUUUAGAUCUUGCAUCAAAUGCUCUCUUUGGUCAAAUUCCUCCUGAAAUAGGGAACUUGUCAAUGUUGGUAAACUUAAACCUACAGAUAAAUCAGCUCUAUGGAUCCAUACCAAAGGAGUUAGGAAAGUUGAAAUCUCUUCAAGGGCUAAGGUUGCAUUUAAAUAACCUUGUUGGUCAAAUUCCAUUUGACUUCAACAAUCUCACUAAUUUGAGGAGUUUUCAAAUUGGCAAUAAUCAUCUCACCGGAUCUUUGCCUGAGAAUAUAUGUUUUGGCCCGUCACUUGAAAAUGUAUCUAUUGCAUACAACGAAUUUAGUGGAAAGGUUCCUAAAAGUUUGAAGAAUUGUACAAGCCUUUAUAGAGUCAGGCUUGACAGAAAUGAGAUUUAUGGAGAUGUAUCAAAAGAUUUUGGGAUAUAUCCAAACUUAAAUUAUAUAGAUUUGAGUUAUAAUAACUUACAUGGCCAACUAUCUUCAAAUUGGGCUCUUUGUCCUAGACUCACGGCUUUGAAGAUGGCGAGCAAUAGAAUUUCUGGAAAUAUCCCACAUGAUCUCGGCAAUGCAUCUCAACUAGAGUAUCUUGAUCUCUCAUCAAAUCAGUUGGUUGGAGGGAUUCCCGGAAGUUUGGGAAAGCUAAGCAAGUUAUAUGUCCUAAAUUUAGAUAAUAACAAACUUACUGGCAACAUACCACUAGAAGUUGGGAAACUAUCUUGGCUUUCAGAGCUAAACUUAGCUUCAAAUAUGUUUGUUGAUUCAAUCCCCCCACAAAUUGGAAGAUGCCAGCGCCUAAUUACAUUGAAUCUAAGCAAAAAUAUGCUAGUGGGCAGGAUUCCUCUUGAUAUGCUAAGCCUAAAAUCCCUUGAAAAUCUCAGUCUCAGUCACAACAUGCUCUCUGAUCAGAUACCACCACAGGUUGGAGGAUUAACAAACUUACAGACAAUGGAUUUAUCUCACAAUAAUCUGUCAGGCUCCAUCCCAUCAAGCAUUGCUCAAUGUGUAGCUUUAGUUUCGAUUGAUAUAUCAUACAAUCAGUUGGAAGGUCCAAUCCCGAACACUAAAGCAUUUUUACAAGCACCAUAUUCUGCCUUGAGUAAUAAUAAAGGUUUAUGUGGCAAUCAUUCCGACUUAAAGCCUUGCUUCCGGCAUAGUCAAAGUGAUAGCACGAAUAGAAAUUUGGCUGUAAUCAUAUUAGUAGCAUUGGGAAGUUUAUUUCUAUUGAUGGUGGUUAUUGUCAUUUUUGUAAUUUUUGGACGACCAACAAGAAGUAGAGGGGAGGAAAUUUUGGAGCAAAGAGAUUUUAGUAAUGAUUUGUUCACAAUAUGGAGUUUUGAUGGAAAAAUGACAUAUGAAAACAUAAUUGAAGUUACAGAGAACUUUGACUCCAAAUAUUGCAUUGGUGUAGGAGGGCAUGGAAGUGUGUUUAGGGCUGAGUUACCUAGUGGUCAAAUUGUUGCAGUGAAGAAGUUUCAUACAUUAGACCCACAAGAUGAUGGAAGGCGUGAUCUGAGAAGCUUUUCAAAUGAGAUAAAAACAUUAACAAAUUUGAGACAUCGAAAUAUUGUAAAGCUUUAUGGCUAUUGUGCUCAUAGUAAGCAUUCAUUCUUGAUUUAUGAGUAUUUACAAGGGGGGAGUUUGGCACAAAUUUUGUGUGAUGAUGAGAAAGCGUCUCAUUUUGGAUGGUUGGAAAGGAUAAAUGUGGUCAAAGCUGUAUCUAAAGCUUUAUCAUAUAUGCACCAUGACUGUUCAUCUCCUAUUGUUCACCGGGACAUAUCAAGCAACAAUAUUCUAUUUGAUUCUGAACACGAAGCUCAUGUAUCUGAUUUUGGGACAGCAAGAUUUUUGAGUUCUGAUUCAACAAGUUGGAGUACAAUUGCUGGAACCAUGGGAUAUACAGCUCCAGAGUUUGCUUACACUGUGGAGAUAAAUUGCAAAUGUGAUGUGUAUAGCUUUGGAGUGGUAACACUUGAAAUGAUUAUGGGAAAACAUCCUGGUGACCUCAUUACAUGCCUUUCUUCGUCCUCAAUCUCAACAAUGGAUGGCAUGCUUUUUAGUGAUCUAUUAGAUCCUCGACUGCCAACUCAAAAAAGAUAUAACGCAAAACAACUCGUGUUGGUUGCAAAGAUAGCAGUUUCUUGUAUAAAUCCCAAUCCACAUUGUAGGCCAAGUAUGGAACAAGUUUCUAUGCUACUAUCCAAGGAAAGGGACUUUCCCAAAUUUUCCCCUGAGAUCACAUUAAGCCAGUUGUUUGGUCUUGAGUUUCAGACUUCAUGAAUUUUUAUGCUAUUCAAGGGGUUUAAGUAAUCUACAAAUUAAAUGUUGGUUGCUGAUUGCAAAUAUAUGUGAACUGGAGACGAAGCCUUGCCCUUAUCUAUGUGUUCUGUUUUGUAGAGAUCACAAAUUAACAUAGCUUUAUGCUCGUGACAAGUGGCUGGGAUUCGAUCAGGUGUUGGAAUCAAGUCUUGUGCUCUGCUCUUUCUAAGUUUGCAUUUGUGUAAAACUAUAGAAAUUGCAGUUUGGAAGAAUGUGUUGGAUUUAGCUUGAGAUGCAGAUGUUUGGAAGUUGAAUUGGCAAGCAUGCUGAUACAUACAGUACAUGAGAGACAAAUGAUAAUGGACAUUCCUAAGAUGGAUGCACGAGAUGCUUUUCAAGCUACUUGUUGCAGAAGGUGACAUUAAUUACAUCCAUGGCCUUGUAGCAUAUUAUGAUGCAUGUAUAUCAUUGUCAAAGUGCCACAAAUUCUAGAGUUUGGAACAAGUAGAAAAUCUUGGAACGUCUUGUUGCGAACAAAUUGUUAUGAAGUGCAGUUAAUGAAGGUGAAUGUACAGUUGUAAGAUGUAUGCAUCCUUCACUGUGGGCUCCUUAAUUUCAAGCUUGUUGCGGAUAUAUCCAUUCCCGCCUGAUCGAAUUCAUAUAAUGCCAGGUCAUCAGUUAAUCCAUUCGCCUAAAUGAUUGAUUGCAGUUUGUAGGCAGUUCAUUUCCUCAAAGACGUGUUAGCUCUUUUGGACAUAUCAAGCAACAAUGUUCUGUUUGAUUCUGAGCCUUGAUUCAUCAAAUUGGACUGCAAUUGCUGGAACCAUUGGAUAUACCGCAAAUGUGAUGUGUAUAGCUUUGGAGUGAAAACACUAGAAGUGAUUAUGGCGAAACAUCCUGGUGACCUCAUUACAUGCAUUUCUUCAUCCUCAUCCUCAUCCUCAGCAACUGAUGGAAUGCUUUUGAAGGAUCUUUGAGACCCUCGACUCUUAACUCCAAAAAGGACACGAUCCAAAAAGGACACGAUGCACAACAAUUGGUGUUGGUUGCAAUGAUAGCAAUAUCUUGUCUGAAUUCCAAUCCACAAUGUCGUCCAACUAGGCAAGAAGUUUCACUGUUGCUAUCCGUGGAAGGGAUUUUCCAAAUAUUUUACCAGAGAUCACAAUAAGUCAGUUCUUGAAUUUGCUACUCCAUGAGUUUUUACACUAUUGAAAGCAAGUUUAUCCUAAUGUAUCAGUUUUAUCCCUAUCUAUUUGUAACAAGUAUUUCAAUCCUACUUUACUGCAUGUAAUUCUAAAUUCACUUACCACAGGAUUCCUGUUGUGACUUGGCUGCUGAUAUAUUUGUUUCCAACUCAUUGGCAGGAGUCUAUGUAUAGUAUAUAGUCUACAAAAGUAGGAUUCCCAAAUCUAGCAUAACUGAUAGUGCUCCAAUGAAAAUAAUCCCAUUCUCGGAUGGUGAUGUUCAAUGAACUUUGAUUCUUUUA